AGUCAGGGUCCCCAGCUCUCAUGUGGGUGGGUGCUCGCUUUAUAUUCCACAGACAAUGUCCCUUUAAAAAGCCCCACGUCUGGAAAGCCCAUUAGAUGUGCAUAUAAAAUUCCCCCCGUGAUUAAUAGUUGAUGAGGCAGGGUUGGUUGGAGGGUACUACCAACAUGUGGCCGGCAGGGCUCCUCCUCUGCAGUUUCGCGUUACGCUCCAUAAACUCGCCACUCUUUCCCACCUAUAUGUUUAAAAAGGAGGAGGGCUCAUUUGUCAAGAAUGCCUUAGAAGAGUUGUGAAAACAGCCAGCCCGAGAAGGGGAGUCAUGCAGUUGCGGAUGCAGCUCUCCCGCCGAGCCACAAGCCAGUCAGAUCAGUCAGGGAGAGAGGGUGUGUGAGAGCAGGACACAGGGAAAGUGUGCGAGAGUGUGUCAGGACCAGAGGCUCCAGAGGACGUCACACACACCAGAGGGAGAAAGGGGAAAUACGCUGUCACAGGAAGGCAUCUUUCCUCACGAGUUGGGGCCUGUGGAAGAGUCAGCAGCCUCUGACUGAAGUGAGUAUUCCUGAGCGAGUGGAUGCAGUGAGAAGAUGAUGUGCAUUUAGUAAGCUGAAGUGGAUGUUUCUCAAGACUGACAGAGACACAGAUUUCCAAUCCUAACUUGCUUUCUGAGGGAGGGGGGCGGGGGGGUUCCAACUCCUCUACAAGGAAAACACUUGUAAUAAGACAUUAAUCAAGACUGUGUGAAGUGUUUUUGCAUCACUAUGGAUCAGCCGGCCAGCAGCUGCAUGCGGAGCGCCCACCCCAGCAGCCCGAUCUGGGGUUGCAUGAGGAACCCUCACUCAGGGGUCCCGGGAGCCAAUCUGCAGUCGCCCUACCAGCAGGCAUCUUUCUCCCUCCACCAGAAGCCUGACUUCCUGGCCUACACGGACUUCUCCAGCUCCUGCCUGGUGCCGACUGCGCCGCACGCAGCCUACCCCCGCGACGACAGACUGUACCAAGAGAGCCAGGGGGCAUACCAGAGAGCUGACUGGCAGUUCAACCCCUGUGAGACACGGGUAAGAGCGCCCGAGGCCUGCCCGCCCGUCGUCGCCCCUGUAGCAGUAGGUGGAGGGCCUGAGCUGGACAGUGUGGGGGGAGACAGGCUUCCAGGGGCCGUGCCCGGGUGCCUGGAGGGAGAAUACUCCCCCCAGAGCGUGGCGUCGGCCGACUCUGACAAGAAGAGCUCCAAUAAGAGGAAGAGAGAUGUCACAGAUAUCCAGGAGUCCAGUUUUAAGGUGGACUCCAGCUGCAAAGCCCGGAAAGAGCGCACAGCGUUCACCAAGGAGCAGCUGAGAGAGCUGGAGGCUGAGUUCACCCACCACAACUACCUGACCAGGCUCCGCCGCUACGAGAUCGCUGUCAACCUGGACCUCACAGAGAGACAGGUGAAGGUGUGGUUUCAGAACCGGAGGAUGAAGUGGAAGAGAGUGAAGGGAGGACAGUCGUCUUCGCCCAACGACCUGGAAAAUGACGACAUAGACUCGGCGGCCUCGCCCAGCUCUGAAUGAACAAACGAAAAGCAGACGACACAGAGAGACUGGUGGGGGGGGGGGGGGGGUCAACUGGACACCAAUGUAGCACAAUGCAAACUUCACUUGUUUCUUUGGAAAGCUGCAGGAAUCAAUCAAGACUUUUUUUUCUUCUUUUUUUUUCUUUUUUAUACCCAAGAAGAAAUCAAGAAAGCGAGCAUCUACUUUGCUUUUGUAAAUAGUUGAUAUAUGUCCAUAAUGAACUGCAUUUUGAUACAAUAUUGAUAAAUCUCUUGCUGCAUUGACUGAAAUAUUAGAGAUGAUACUUAUGGUCAUUGUAGAUCAGUGACAAAGUCCAGACAGAAGCGCUGAGGCCUGUGAUGACAUAUCAGAGCGUGAUGUGAUUGUGUUUGAGAGCACCCCCGCUGGUUCCAGUAUCGUAAUCAUGGCCUUUGACGCUUGACUACAACCACCUGGGAAAACUCAGACUGCACAAGAGUUGCCAAGCCAUAAGUGCCUCCGAAUCAGAUGUUUUUUUUGUUUUUUUUUCAUAAUGUCAUUUUCUU
Molecule: messenger RNA, 2068 nt
Organism: Etheostoma spectabile (orangethroat darter)
Lineage: Eukaryota; Metazoa; Chordata; Actinopteri; Perciformes; Percidae
Gene: meox1
Product: mesenchyme homeobox 1
Exons: 3
Coding region: 756-1541 (261 amino acids)
Biological process (GO): positive regulation of transcription by RNA polymerase II; somite development
Cellular component (GO): nucleus
Molecular function (GO): RNA polymerase II cis-regulatory region sequence-specific DNA binding; DNA-binding transcription factor activity, RNA polymerase II-specific
Source: RefSeq, a predicted model, not a curated record